AUGUUUAUAUACGUAUUUACAGACCGGACUGUAGCAGCACAACUGGUGAUGGAAACUCAGCAGGUUCUUAGUCAAAUAACAUCCUUCCGUCAUUCUAUGGAGGAGCAAAAACGCAAAAUGUUGCAACUUAUCGAAACCUUGGAGCUAGCCAAACGAAAUUUCUCUCAUCAGCUGAAGGACGUUACUGUAGUGGAGGAUCUUAUGAGUUCGAUCUAG
This is a messenger RNA of Cylicostephanus goldi, 216 nucleotides long. NCBI's taxonomy places the organism in Eukaryota, Metazoa, Nematoda, Chromadorea, Rhabditida, Strongylidae. The record is from the annotation of a GenBank genome assembly.